This is a messenger RNA of Aspergillus nomiae NRRL 13137, 1878 nucleotides long. RefSeq lists its product as uncharacterized. The record is from RefSeq and is a predicted model, not a curated record. Gene Ontology annotation, cellular component: site of double-strand break. The transcript is spliced from 3 exons. Lineage: Eukaryota; Fungi; Ascomycota; Eurotiomycetes; Eurotiales; Aspergillaceae. Bases 1 to 1878 code for a protein of 625 amino acids.
AUGACGUCGUCGACUACUUCAUCCACCGUAUCGCACAGCGUGCCGUCCCUGCCAUUCGCAAGUAAACUAAGUGAACAGUUAUCGCAACGGAAGGAACAAGGUGAAUCUGCAACCGAUACAGAAACUUCAGGAAAAUCUGCUUCACUUGGACCACCAUUGCGCCCUUCACCGAAGUCACGGUCGUUGUCCGACGCGCCAAAACCGAUAUCUGCACGUUCCACCUCCGAAGAACACCGGCCGUCGAGUAAAGAUGAUAACUCUCUUUCAUCUACACCAGAAACACCUCAUCGGCCUUUCAUGCAUGGCUUACCUCUAAACUUGCCUUCAAAACCAUCCGGAUCCUCGUCCUUAUCUAGCCGUGCUCCACUCUCCCCGAAGCUUGAUUCGUCCCAGAUCUACGGCUCCCCAGGCUCUGUCCUCCCUCGACGCUCCCGUGGCCUCGACUUUUCUCGAGCUUGUACUAACCUUCAUCAUUCUACGCUUGCCGAAUCAUCGCCCGAUUCUUCACCAACGAUUGGUGGGCGGGGAAUGACAAUCCCCCAACGUCGUGGUUCUAUGGGAUCGACUUCGGUACCUCCGUUUUCUACAUCCGGGCCAGCGGAUAGAACGGCCAUUUCAAGCUCUGUAUCAAGUGUGAACAUGAUGGAAUCAGAUACCAGCAGCAGUGAGGAAGAUGACGAACCGAUGAUUGGCGAUAGGGACGACAUGAUAAUGAAUACACCCCAAGCCAACAAGAUGAAUCAUUUUGCAGUGGGCAAUGUGCCCAGUCCGGGUAACGAUUGGAUGGUGGGACGCAGUAGACAUAGCUCUAGCAGUGCCAGCGGAAACAGUUCGAAACCCAGCCCUGGCCCGCUGUCUCCACCGGUGAUGAAGAGCAUCGAGAAUCAGAAUGGUUACUUUGGCUCACGGUCUAGCUUGAGUGCACGGCGUGAAAGCUUGAGUUUGGGUACUCGCGAUCUUCGUCUCUCAGAUUUGAGUGAUGAAGGGGAAAACCGAGGUAACAGCCCAGGUACCUCGAACUCCGAAGGCGGGCCCUUGGGUGUUAUUCGACGAGCUGUUACACGUAGAAGUAGUUUAUUGCCAAAGACGAAGACCUUCGCACGUAUACGAGCCGCACUGAUGGAGGAAUCGGCCCCUAUCGACUGUGAGGCAAAGCGGGAAGCUGAGGUCAUUCGGCAGGUCCGGGAGAGCGAGCCAGAAAUUCCGCAGACGUCCCCCAGUUUGGAUGCCCUCUCGUCAAGUAAUCUCUUCCAGCCAACUGAUCUGCACCGGAAUCUGGAUGACGUGCCGGCGAAAACUGGGACCUCUGUCCCCGAUGAACCUAGCUUUAGCGAGGAAGCCCACCGAAAUUCUGCUGGUGCUGAGUUUUGGAAUUCUUUUGAUGAACGGUAUCGUACGCCACCGCCGCCGCCUUUACGUCAGAUGGGAACUUCGGUAUCUGAGGACGACCUCUCCAUGGAUAUCACGCCCUCAACUACCGUGGGAUCGACAUCUGAGUUUGCGAAACCGAGCGAGAGGCCCAGCUCACGCUGUUCGACUCCAAUCGCAACUCAACCAAUCUCGAUAUUGGAAUUCAAAAGGAAACGGCGCCGUGAGGACGAUUUCGAUCCGAACCUGUUCAAGCGAAGGGCGGUAUCUCCGAGUAUGAGCGUCCAGAGUAGUCCGGUGAUGCCUAAUUCACCUGCCGUGAGGGAUACGGGCAGCAGCAUUUGGGGUCCACCCAAAGCCAACAUCGGCUCUCUCUUCCCUGACCAGCCGAGCACUGAAAGCGGUACCCGGAAUCCAUCUACACCCAAGCAUACAGGCCAUCUGAAGCGAGUGGGCCUGCAAGGGAUGACUGAAACGAACGAUGGACUCAUGAAUAUGAGCAUCGAGUGA